GCGCAGUCCGUUUUACUUUCGCAGGGGAGCUGUGUUUUGAACUUUCUGUUGUUAUUUUGAUAAAUUGUCUGAAGGAGAUUCUUCAAAAUACAUUGAGGCGGCAAUGUCUGCGGGGACGUACGUGCGCGCCGUCUACCCGUUCACGGCCGGCGAGUCAACCGACCUGAGCCUGAGCGCCGGAGAUGUGAUCCGCAUCGGACCGCAGCCGGUCGCCGGCGCCGACACCUCUGCGUGGCUGCACGGACAGAAUGUGUUCUCACUGGCCAGCGGCUACUUUCCACGCUCUCACGUGCACGUCAUGGACGAGGCGGAGGUGUCUGGACUGAUCCACGGACCCCCUCGCGGCCGCUGGAGCGGGGGCCGGGGCCGGCCGGCGCCCAUCCAGCCGGACGAGUGUCGGGAGCUCAACAAUGACUCGGGAUACGUCGGGUCGCCGCUCAAAGGAACGGCCGGUCGUCCCAUCUACACUCAUCUUCUGCAGGCAGUCUACGUCACCACACCAGUCUUCUGCGUCCACUGUGGAGACUACAUCUGGGGAACGGGUCCGUGCGCACACCGGUGUACAGAGUGCAGCGGCUCGUACCACGGCCCGUGCGCGCGCUGCAGUCCGCUGUACCCGUGUCAGCGGAACGGGGCCGCUGAGUCGCCGGCCACCCGCACCUUCACCGAACAGGUGCCCUUCUCAUCCUCUACCGCAGAUACAGUGCUCCUGCUGCCACUGCUGGGACCUCGCUGGAGUCGCUCCUGUUCCUGGCCUGGAACCGGCAUAUCCUGGGAGGACGUGGUGCCGACCAUCCUGCUCCUGCCACUACUCCAGCCUCGUUCCUGGCUGGGGUUCUUUGUUAUCAACCCCGCCAAUACACAAGUGGACGGCCAACAAUGUGCUUGAAUGGGUGGGGUCAAUCAACAUGAUAUCUACUGCUGAAUGCUUGAAGUCUAUGAACGUUGAUGGUAUGCAACUUCUCAAUCUGGACAAGGAGAAAUUGAUGAGUAUGGGCAUCAAGGACCCGUUCACCCAGACUAUGCUGCUGAUGGCCGUGCGCCGACUACAGGCGGGUGAGGGCGGGGCGGCCGGAGAGAUCCGGCCCGGCCACCCGCCCGCCGGCCACUCGGCUUCCGAGCACCAGCUGCGACAGGACAGCUUCAGCACACUUCGAACCUGCGACGUGUGUGGACUGUACCUGAUCGGAACGGACCACCAGGGAUAUAGCUGCACCGAGUGCGGCCUGGUGGUGCACCGGCGCUGCGGCUCCCAGCCGGCCGGCCUGCCCGCCUGCGAGCCCGGAACCGUGGGCCGGCCGGCGCCGUCCCUGUUCGGCGCCGAGCUCACCGCCACCUUCCAGUCCGGCCGACAGCUGGGGCCGCCCGUGCUGAUCGCCUGUCUAUCGGCGCUGGAGCGUCUCUGCGAGCGCGACCGGCACAUCAACUGCUAUGAGAUCUACGAGGAGACGACGCCGACCUGGGACGACCUGAAGCCGCUGCGGGACGCCCUGGAGCGCGAUCCGGAGGGCGCCGACCUCGGCGAGUUUGACCUCUCACACGUGAGCUGUCUGGUGAAAAAGUACCUGGCCCAGCUGCCCAACCCUGUGAUACCUACAGAAGCUUAUGAGGACAUGUUGACACUUGCCAAAGCCUACAAGGAUAGCGCGGAGGGGUGCGCGCCGGAUGUGGACGCGUUCGUGUCGCGCCUGCAGGACCACCACGCUGCCACUCUGCGACUGGUGAUGCGCCAUGUGUGCCGUCUGUGUCGGCUACAGCAGGACCGGGGCUGCCGCUUCCCGCCCGCGCAGCUGCUCAAGACGCUCAGCUUUGUCCUCAUCCGGCCUCCGUACGACCAGCUAACGACGUGGGUGGAGCGAUCGUCUCUUCACACACGCGUAUUGGAGCUGCUCGUGAUGAACUACGAGUGGGGUGGGCCGAAUGUGACCGCGUGGGACCCGCCGCCGCCGGCCCUGCCUCCCCGACCCAGCCGGGAUGCCACGCCGCGCAUCAGCCGGGAGUCGUCUCAGCCAACCUACCUGCGCCGCGAGCUCGACCCCAAGCCUGAGUGGUACUGGGGCAACAUCAGUCGCGAGGAGGCCUCCGAGAAGCUCAACGGCCAGCCGGACGGCACGUUCCUGGUGCGGGACUCUCAGACGGCCAGCGGCGAGUACACGCUCUGUCUGCGCAAGGGCGGCAACAACCGGCUCAUCCGCAUCUGCUCCAAAUACGGCAAAUUCGGCUUCUCGGAGCCGUACCAGUUCGACUCGGUGGCGAGUCUGAUCGACCACUACCGGAGAGAAAGCCUGAGGGAAUACAACGCUCAGCUGGACGUGCGGCUCGAGAGGCCCCUCGCGGAGCCGCGACCGCACGCCUCCGAAUCUGCGGCUGAGCUCAUCAAGAAGCUGUGCAAAGCCCACGCGAGGCACGACAAGCUCGAGGGCGAGCUGGAGCGGCUGGAGAAGCUGAAAAACUCUGUCACGGAGCGCAUCACCAUCCAGAAGAAGGCGCUCGAGGCGUAUAUCGAGCUCGUGCAUAUGCUGGAGAAACAACGCGAACUGCACUUGGCUAACCGCAGCAAAGCGCAGCUCCAUGAGAAAGAACAGCUCUCAAAGAACUUCCAGCUACUGGAGAGCAGGUUGGAGCAGGUGCGGCACUGCAAGGAGCAGGUGGAGGAGGAGCUGGCCAAGCAGCAUCCGUACGCGCGCACUACCGACCAUGGCCUGAUCAGCGUGCGGCAGGAGGAGCGCAGUCUGCAGCAGUUCAAGAGCGAGGUUUUGAGGGAGCUGCGCUGGCGCGGCAUCACCCAGGACCGGUUGGAGAAGCUGCAGGUCGGCAAGGACACCGAUGUCACAGACAGGGGCGCCGGCGUCACCCCGCUCUCCGAACAGGAGGAGUACUGGCUGCUCGAGGACUGGGACCGGCAGCGUGCCGACGCUGUGCUGAGCGACAAGCCGGACGGUACGUUCCUGAUCCGGCGGCGCCGCGAUCGGCCAGAGAUGUACGUCCUGUCGAUCCGCGCUCUGGGCCAGGUACAGCACUGUCUAAUCGACCGAACGGAGCGCGGCUUUGGCUUCUCGAAGCCGUACGCCAUUCACGCUAGCCUGCACGCCCUGGUCGACCACUACGCCGAGAAUGAGCUGGGCGAGUUCAACGACAAGCUGCCGACGCGGCUCAAGUACCCGGCGCUGGCCAGACCACCGGCCGACUAUCUCUGCCUGCCCGACUGAGUGGCGGCGGCAGACACAGCGCGAGAAGGACAGACGGGCAGCAGCGCAUAUCUGUGAUGGUGUGGGCCGCGGCACCGGUCCUCUAGUCAUGCCGAGCGCCCGGGCGAGUACAAACGACGGCCGGAGCCGGCCGCACCGAGACGCACCUCGGCGAGUCUCCCCGAGAGGCCGGGCUCAUGCCGAGGCACGCCGGAACGGGACGCGAGAGCGCAGUUCACAUACGAGUUUUCGUUAAAGUAUUGUUGGCGGCGUGCGAGGUUCGGGCUCGGAUAGCGCCGCGGACGGCCGGUGGGUCCGGCGGUCGGCUCACGCCCGAGCCGAAUGCUGUGUGUUGCUGGUCGCUGGACGGCGUAGUGCAGUCGGCAGGUUACAGGCUGUUCAUGUACUUGUGAUAUCGGCGAACUGAGGCAGCGGGGCGACCCAGGCGACCGGCCGGUGCGGCCACUUCACGCCCACCGGCCGGACCGCCCGCUCGCUGCUUUUAAUUUAUCAUGAAAGGUUCGCUCGACUGUUUUGUAAGAUCGUUGUGCGCAUAUGUGUGGCCGGCUGCGCGUGGCACACGCUCUUGUCUUAAUUCCAUUAUUUAUGUUGAGUGGGUGUGUCGAGGUGUAAGGACAGUCGUUCACACCAGGCUUUCGAAUGCAUCGUGUAAUCAUGUUGAAGAGACGUUGUUUUGGUCGCGCCCUUUGUACAGCAGUUAAUUGAGAAAGAAUACAGGGAAACUGCUCUA
This is a messenger RNA of Amphibalanus amphitrite, 3939 nucleotides long. Its product is annotated as phosphatidylinositol 3-kinase regulatory subunit alpha-like. NCBI's taxonomy places the organism in Eukaryota, Metazoa, Arthropoda, Thecostraca, Balanomorpha, Balanidae. Gene Ontology annotation, biological process: insulin receptor signaling pathway; phosphatidylinositol phosphate biosynthetic process. The transcript is spliced from 15 exons. The record is from RefSeq and is a predicted model, not a curated record. Gene Ontology annotation, cellular component: phosphatidylinositol 3-kinase complex. Gene Ontology annotation, molecular function: 1-phosphatidylinositol-3-kinase regulator activity; protein binding. The coding region runs from base 411 to 3209 and encodes 932 amino acids.